Ahaetulla prasina is the source of this 2710-nucleotide messenger RNA. RefSeq lists its product as uncharacterized. The transcript is spliced from 17 exons. The record is from RefSeq and is a predicted model, not a curated record. Lineage: Eukaryota; Metazoa; Chordata; Lepidosauria; Squamata; Colubridae. Bases 343 to 2415 code for a protein of 690 amino acids.
AUCUCUUCAACUGAGAGAGUCCAACAGGUAGAGAAAGAAUUAGCUGCGCAGCUGGCUGAACUGAAGAGAGAAAUUGAAGGAAAUGGGAUCUUACAGGGAACUCCACAUUGUUCUGUGUCUCUUCCAAAAGACAUUGAUUAUUUCAGAAAAGAAAGGGAGUGGACACUGAAAAAAUGUUUACAGGUUGCAGAGGCAAAGCCUCUUGUAAUUCAAACUGAUGUCCUGAAGAGGGAGCUAGAUAGCUGUCUAAAAAGAGAAUAUACACCGGAAAGUUUACCCUUGUUGUUGUAUCAGUUUUUUAUCGACAGGAUCCCACAGUUAGUCCAAAGCAAAUACUUACAUAUGCUAAGAUGGAAAAGAUUUUGUCAGCACAGUAGUGUUAUUGAACAACUGUACCCUUUUUACCAGAAACAAGUGGCUCAAAUUAUGCAGGAGUAUAAUGAUGCCAUUCAAAGGGCUGCGAGACUCUCCAGUGUACGAGAGAGCUUUCUGACUGGAAAAGAAAUUCCUAUAAACCUGGUGACCCAGGAAGAUUUGAUGAUCUACACACAAUGGCUGAUAUGUCAUUUGCAUUCACUUAAAACCAUCCAUGCCUAUCUCCAGGUACUCCAAUACUUGCCUAUCUCUCAUAGGACAGAGGUAACCAUUGGCAGACAUCCAUUUCAAGGUGAUGGACAUAAAGCCAAAGCUUCUGGAAAAAUGAAUUUUUUGUCUCCCAGGAUGCAGGUCUCUGUCCACCCUAGCACUUUAACCAUGGAGGAAACCAUUGCAAAGAGUGCACUUCCCCAACACACCGCAGAAAUGGACGAACUGAAACCACAGCUCAGACUUCUGCUUUCUCAACUGGAUAUUAAUUAUGAUGUAGAGAAUGUGAGACAUUCUGCAAAUGAGAUGGAACUUUUUUCCAUGGUCAAACAUAAAUUUAGGAACAUUUUCAAUAAACAACAAACAAUGAGAACAUUUCCUGUUUAUGAUGCUGGAACCCCUGGAUCAGAAAAAUUGGGCAUAAUGAACUCCAACGUUACUUUGAAAAAGAGAGCAAAUUGGACCUCUUUUAUAAAGAUUAAGCCUCGACAAGAUCCAUGGCAACAAAAACAAUUGAUAAAACUUAAACAGUGGGAAAGGGUAGAUGAACAGCUACAGAUUCAAUCAAAAUUGUUACAGGCUUCCAAUCUGGAGUAUGUGAUGGAGGCUCUCCAGGAGCAAGCGGUAGCCAUGCUCGAACCACCACCAAUGACAUCUGCCUUUAUGACUUCUUUCCGUUCAAAACAUUACAGUCAGAUCUGGGAAAAGCUUUAUCGUAACCCAGAACUCUAUCAGGGGCAACAAACGAAUGACAAUAAUAACAAUCAUAUUGUGGCAAUUGAUGGAAAAAGCAUGGAAAAUAUCAACUUUAGAGAAGGUUCUGCUUUUUCAGGAAAGAGGAAACAUGGAAGCGAAUUGACUGUCUCAGAGCUGCUAGGUUUAGAUGAAGACCUGGAAGCACCCAGCAAAGACCUUUCCACAAGAAAAGGUGGAUACUUGUCUGUCCUUUAUUUACGCCACUUGAGAAUCAGAGAAUUACAGAGAAUUUGCUUGGGAAUCCUCAACUAUUUCCGAUCCAUUGAAAGAACUCUGACCAUCAGCACCUCAGGUCUCGCCUCGCGUAGCGGACAUCUGAUUUCCAGUGCAGAAGAUGCCAGCUGGGUGAACGCAGCCAAAGGAGGCACUGGCGCCUUUGGGGGUCUCAGCUCACACUCUUACAUGCAUUACACUCCAGCUGACUAUAAGGUCCACAGUGUGCAGUUCAUGGAGUUUGCUGAGGUGGAGAACCAUGAUGAUUUUUACACUGUUGAAGAGGCAUACAUUCAUACCCAGGAUCAGAGAGGGGCUUUUGUAAUGUAUGAUGUGGCCCUCCAAGACCUGAAAAAGACAGAAACGCAUCUUUUGCUUGUGGCAAGCCAGUACAUUGAGGUGGGAAAUGGCCAAAAAGCAGGGCCUGAUUCCUCUAGCAACAGCUGCUCAAGGCGGGCACAAUCAGUGGAUCGAUCGGCAGUCUUGCUUGACCUUUGGACCUGUGAAGCAGAUUUCUUAAAAAAUAAGUGGCAGCUUCUUGAUAGUUACUUUGAAGUAUACCAACAUGCUUUAGAUUCAGAAGAAAGAUUUGCAUUGGCCCAAGUAAUAACUAAUAUCAUGUACAGACGUCCUCGAUUUGAUUUCCACCUUGGGUAUUUUGUGAACACUUACAGAGAUGAAUGCACUUGUCUAAAGCUUCACCUCUGCUUGGUGAGAGACAUUAUGAACCGACAGAUAGAGAAUCAGCGUAAAUAUAAUUAUAAAAUUUGGCGUGGUGGUCCUAAAGGUUGUAUCUCUGAAUUUGGCUUUCCCCCACAUAUAGUUACAAAACAAUUAAUUGCUCUCAGUAACAGCCCGUGAGUAUCAUUUGUCUCUCUAAUAUGGCACAUAGGUUUAUAAUGGAGCUCAUGUUUGGUAUUGUUGUUUAAUAAGAAACUCACACAAGCAAAUUCCAUUGUUUAUUCCCCUGGGUUCAAGCAAUUCUCAUUUAAACGAAUCAACCAGCCAAGCCAUAUGACAAAAUAGCUUUCCUUAUGCUGUUCUUCCAAAAGCAAAUGGUCAUUUCUCAGACCUAGUAAUAAUAAGGCAUUAAUUCUGUGUUAAUUAAUUCAGCAUGCAUAUAUGUACCUGGGGUCAUUUCUAAAUUAAUAAUAGA